AGUUUAUCUCUUUACGGGUGUCUAACGCUCCUUUUCUAACAACAGAUAAAGGGACGGGCGUUCCAUUGACUUGUUAACAUGUUGGAUUGGGUAUGGACCCUGGAACACAUUCUGUUCACCUUUAUUAUUGUGAUUUUGACGUUUGUUUACAUUAACAGAGGAUGGGAGGAGUUGGUGAGAAUCCUGGUUAUAGGGCUGAAGCAGCUGCCAGGGGUGGAGGAAAUUCUCCGGUACGUACUCCGUCAACAGGUCAAGGACUUCGUUCAAAAUUCUACUCUGAGGAAAAGUGAUGGGUCCGCUCCCAAGGUUCUCAUACCCAAGAAAGGAGUCCCUACGGACGAACUUCGGAGGGAGCUGGUGGAGCUGAAGGGAAAAGAAACUGACCCGGAGGAGGGGAAGAUCUUCGCUUACGUCUACACUCAGGAGGAUGAUCACUUCAACAUCCAGACCGAGGCCUUCCAGAGCUUCCAAGAGAAGCUAGGAUACUCCGUGGACCAUGACGCUAUUGUUAAGGAGUUUCAUCAUGCCUUCCUUCACGAAAACGCACUGAAUCCCAUGGUCUUCCCCAGCUUAAGGAAGAUGGAGACUGAAAUCGUUAGCAUGACAGCUGGUAUGCUGAGUGGAAGUGACGAAUGUGUCGGCUUCUUGACUUCCGGUGGUACCGAGAGUAACCUGAUGGCUGUCAAGUCAUACCUCAACCGUGCCAAGAAAAUGUAUCCAACGAUCAAAAACCCUGAAAUAAUAGCCCCUAUAACGAUUCACCCAACCAUUGACAAGGCGGCGGACUAUUUUGGUCUCACUGUAAUACAUACACCAGUGGACGAGAGGUUCCAAGCUGACGUCAAGGCCAUAGAAAGGGCAAUAACCCCAAAUACCAUCCUACUGUGUGCCUCCGCUCCUCAGUUUUGUCACGGCAUCAUCGACCCGAUAGAGAAAAUCUCACACCUCGCCCUAAAGAAGGGGCUCCCCCUGCAUGUGGACGCCUGUUUUGGAGGAUACAUGCUACCAUGGGUAGAAAAACUAGGUUAUGAUGUUCCACCAUUUGAUUUCCGUAACCCCGGUGUAACAUCUAUGUCAGCUGAUGUGCACAAAUAUGGAUAUGGAGUCAAGGGCUCCAGUGUGAUUGUAUACAAAAGUAACGACUAUCGCCGUCACCAGGUAUACACUUACGCCCAGUGGCCAGGAGGCCUGUAUGGCUCACCCAGUAUGGCUGGCACUCGACCAGGUGGAAACAUCGCCGCCUCGUGGGUGGCCAUCAGAGCGCUGGGUGAGGACGGUUAUAUGAAACGUGCCAAAGAGCUAAUGGAUGCCACGGAACAACUGAAGGAAGGGGUCCGGAAAAUAGACGGACUGAAGAUACUGGGAACUCCACAUAUGACUUGUUUUGCUAUUGGCUCGGCGGAUCCAGAAAUUGAUAUACAGGCUGUAGCUGACGUCAUGGACGGAAAGGGCUGGAAGAUGGAACGUAACCAGAAUCCGAGUUCCCUACACUUGUCUAUACUCCCGACUCAUGUUCCGGUGGUGUCUGAGCUCCUGGCCGAUCUCAAGGCCGCAACAGAAAGGGUCAAGGGCGACGUGACGCUAUCUAAGAACGGUACGGCCGGAGUAUAUGGAAUGAUCGCCACAAUCCCAGACAAAUCCAUCGUAGACGAUUUCCUUGUGGAGUUCUUCUGUCAAGUGUACUCUUAACGUCUUCUCCGGAUAACCUGAACUCAACCAAACUGAUCUCUAAUAGACUUGAAUACUCAUAUCUGUUAAUGACUAGUGUAUAAAAUAAAUUGUAUAGAUAGUUUUAGUUUCAUAAUUAAACAACUUACAAA
Saccostrea cuccullata (small rock oyster) is the source of this 1820-nucleotide messenger RNA. RefSeq names its product sphingosine-1-phosphate lyase-like. The transcript is spliced from 11 exons. The record is from RefSeq and is a predicted model, not a curated record. Lineage: Eukaryota; Metazoa; Mollusca; Bivalvia; Ostreida; Ostreidae. Gene Ontology annotation, molecular function: carbon-carbon lyase activity; pyridoxal phosphate binding. Gene Ontology annotation, biological process: carboxylic acid metabolic process. The coding region runs from base 79 to 1689 and encodes 536 amino acids.